This is a messenger RNA of Acanthamoeba castellanii str. Neff, 1320 nucleotides long. RefSeq lists its product as uncharacterized. The transcript has 7 exons. Lineage: Eukaryota; Discosea; Longamoebia; Acanthamoebidae. The record is from RefSeq and is a predicted model, not a curated record. The coding region runs from base 1 to 1320 and encodes 439 amino acids.
AUGAGCUGCGCGCUGUGCCUCCUCUCCCGAGCCAACUGCAACGGGGUGAUACCAUGCACGAGAUGCGUCGCGCUGAACAUGGCCGACCGCUGCUUCCACCCGCCUCCGAGCAAGCGAGGCCGUCCCCGCCGUACCCCCGCCCCCACAGGUCAACCGCCGGCCCCCAUACAACCAACACCGCCAUCGGCGGGUCAGGGUCGGCAGGGAGCCGGCGGCGUGAUCAGCCACCAAGGGCUGCAAGGACCUCAACAAGGCCAGCAAGGCUCUACCUCGCCGGCGACCACGACAACGACAACGACCACGCCUGUUCCACAAGCGCCGGAUGCAGGUGUGCCCACUGCUCCGAGUCCGGCCACACACGGUGUGGUCGCGUACAUUAUCGACGAGAUGCGAGCGCUCAAGGCGGAGAUACGGAUCAAGGCCGAGAAGACGCGCAAGGCGAGGAAGAAGGACAAGCUGCGGCUGCAGCAGAUGGAGCGCCACAUGCACGAGAUGGCGCGGCGCGUGCAAGAGCUGGAGGAGGACAGAGCGCGGCUGCGAAGCGAGCUUGCCGCUCGCAUGGCCGUGCACCAUGCCGCCACGCCUCCAGUGUUCUCUCGGUUGGGGAGCCCCAGCGCCCCCUCGUCGAGCGAUGGGAGCACGAGUUUGGUGGGGCUCGGAGCACAUGGCGAGGCGGAGUGGGGCGACGCAGUUUGCUUGUGGGAAGAGAUGCUCUCGCACCUGCCCUUCCUCAGACACUUUGACCUGGCGCCGAGCAAGCUCGCCAUUCACGACCUGCGGCCACCGAUAGCGGUGUUCGUGUCAGAUCACAAAUUGAAUUGGAAGACGAGCCCAUUCUUCAUCAACCCUCAGUUCAGUAGGGUGUCCGGCUUUUCCAUGAGGGAGCUGUUGGCCAGGGACAUCGUGGUGGCGCUGCCAAAGCAAAACAAGCUCAGGAUAAGGCAGGCGUUCAGGUCCUGGAGUGGCGGCUUCAUGCUCCAGUUGGCGGCCCGGUACCAAAUCUUCACCGUCCAGCAGCGCACCUACGGGGUGUUGCGCAUAGAUCGCAUCCUCGCAGAGGAUCGGACUCGAUCUCUUCAAGAUGUGCGGUUGGAACAGGAAGCAGAAUGGGCUGAAGUGGCGCAGCCACGGACCCGCACCAUCGCGGAGGAGCCGCCAUCUGCGUCCUCCCGUAACUACUACCAUCAGCGCAACAACGGCGACCAGUCUACAGCGCAGCCUUCGGAGAAGAGGAGCAUCAACAUAGGAAGUGAGUUCAUGACUUUCGACGACUUGCUCUCGGAGUUCAAUUUAGACCCGCAAUACCACCUGCCCGAGUAA